Paramuricea clavata is the source of this 1155-nucleotide messenger RNA. The record is from the annotation of a GenBank genome assembly. Lineage: Eukaryota; Metazoa; Cnidaria; Anthozoa; Malacalcyonacea; Plexauridae.
AUGGUUAAUGAUAUAAAACCCAUGGAUACGCAAAAUAACCUGUUGGUUAAAUUUGCUGACGAUAUAACGACAAGUGCUCCAGUAAAAUCAGGAUCGGAUUCUGCUGAAGCUGAGGUGGAAAGCAUUCAGAAUUGGUCGGAAGCAAAUCAAAUGACAUUAAAUCUUUCUAAAACGUGGGAAAUGGUUGUGCACUGUGGGUCCAUGAAACCGUUACCGGCACCGAUUGUAGGCAUUGAACGAAAGAGCUGGUUGAAAUUAUUAGGUGUCACAUUUCAGGAAAAUCCAUGUUGCUGGGAUCUUCAUAUCGAUGAUCUUCUGACGAAGGCCAGCGGGCGUAUGUACAUAUUGAGAGUGUGUAGAUGCUAUGGUUACUCUGCAGAUCAGCUAAGCAAAUUAUUCGAUUCGCUAGUCAUGUCACUCUUUUACUAUUGCAUUGAAGUGUGGGGCUCUGCACUCCAAAAGAAAUAUUUGGAUCGUAUAGACAAGUUUUUCCGGCGGGCUUAUCGUUAUGGAUAUACGACAAAGAGUAUUAAGAUAUCUGAAGUGAUCGAGGAGAGAGACAGAAAAUUAUUCAGCAAAAUCGUAUCGAAUCCAAAACAUGCCCUACAUGAAUUGCUUCCUGUGUGUAAACAAAGGAUCUUAAGACAAAGGGAACAUAACUUUAUUUUACCUCAAAUUAAAACGGAGCGAUUUAAACGAUCCUUUAUAAAUAGAUGUCUUUUUAACUAUUUUUAACUUUUAUAUAAUUAAUUAGGAUAGAUCAAUUUUUUUAACUGUAACAAAUAGGAAUUUGACAUUUGUAAAGUUGCACGUCUGUUGUGACUCCAGACAAUAAAGACUUUAAUAAUAAUAGUAAUAAAAUAAUUUCAAUUGUAAAUUUUAUACAUUUAUUAAGAGCCAACUAGGAGCAGUUGUGAAAAAUGCAACUAUAGCUAUAUAGGCCCUCUGGCAGGAAUCGAACCUGUGGUCCUGCGAUUCUGGUGAGCUACAGAGGCCAGUUGUCGAGCUCUAACCACAAGUUCAUGCAUAUAUAGUAAGGUGAUUCCAAUUAAGGUGUAUGGGUAAAUAGAACAAUUCUUAGUAUUAUCACGAAGUAAAGAUACGAAGAUCUUACCUGUUCGUCUCCUAGCAACCGAAAAUGGUGUGGAUCGCUGA